AUGAUACUGCCCUCCCUCGCAGCGGCUUUGGCCUUCUCAGCCGUCGUGUACGGCCACCCAGAAACCGAAGAAGAGCGCAGCGCACAAGCCGCAACCCUUCGUCGCAUCGCAGCACAUGCCAAACGAAGCCUCGCAGACUGUGCCGAUUCCCCCGCCGCCAGGGCGCUCAAUGAACGAGCUGUAGCUCGUCGUGCCGCUUGGGCCGAUGAGCUGCGUGUAAAGAGAGGACUCCAGUCUCACGCCGCUCGUCGAGGUCCCAAGGAGCUCGAACAGUACCUUGCUGUUUCGCACAACCACACUUCCGCGGGCCAUGACCUCAACGACCCUCUGGGCGGUCUGUUCGGCUCCAACGCGAGUUGUGUUCUGGUCCCAGAAACCAUCAUUGGUCCGUACUAUGUCGAAGGCGAAUAUUUGCGGACGAAUAUCACGGACGGAGAGACGGGCGUUGCUUCACACGUGGAUAUCCAGUUCAUCGACGUCAACACGUGCGAGGCAGUUCCCGGCCUCGUCGUCGACCUGUGGCACGCCAACGCCACUGGCGUCUAUUCCGGCGUGACGGCAGAACUCCAAGGCGGUUUGAAGACCAACUUCGGCCGCGGGAUUCAGCAGACAGAUGAUGACGGCGUGGUGCAGUUCAGCACAAUCUUCCCGGGCCACUACGUCGGCCGAACCAACCACUUCCAUGUCAUGUCCACUGACAGCGCUACCAUGCUGCCAAACGGGACCUUUGAACAUGGUACCUCUUCGCACAUUGGACAGAUAUACUUCGACCAGGCCCUCAUUACCGAAGUCGAGAAAACCGAGCCGUAUAUGCGGAAUCAGCAACCCGUCACAGACAACCGCCAGGAUAGCUAUACUGGUGACGAAGCAGCCGAGGACUAUGAUUCAAUCAUGAAGUAUGUUUACCUCGGCAGUGAGGUUCAGGACGGCCUUUUGCUUUGGCAGACGAUUGGAAUUGACACUACUGCCAACUACAACAACAAAGUGGAAGUGGCCUCAAAGUGGCACCCCGGAGGUGGCACUGACGAGGGUGGCAGGCAUAAGGACAAGAACGGCCGGCCAGAGGAGAAUGGCAGGCCCAAGGAGGAGAAUGGCAGGCCCAAGGAGAACAAUGGCAGGCCCAAGGAGGAGAAUGGCAGACCCAAGGAGGAGAAUGGCAGGCCCAAGGAGAAGAAUGGCAGACCUGAGAAGGAGGAGAAGGGGUCGUCCAAGGCAAAGAGUACCUAA
Metarhizium album ARSEF 1941 is the source of this 1227-nucleotide messenger RNA. RefSeq names its product Intradiol ring-cleavage dioxygenase, core. The coding region runs from base 1 to 1227 and encodes 408 amino acids. The transcript is spliced from 2 exons. The record is from RefSeq and is a predicted model, not a curated record. NCBI's taxonomy places the organism in Eukaryota, Fungi, Ascomycota, Sordariomycetes, Hypocreales, Clavicipitaceae. Gene Ontology annotation, molecular function: oxidoreductase activity, acting on single donors with incorporation of molecular oxygen, incorporation of two atoms of oxygen; ferric iron binding.